Molecule: messenger RNA, 360 nt
Organism: Macadamia integrifolia
Lineage: Eukaryota; Viridiplantae; Streptophyta; Magnoliopsida; Proteales; Proteaceae
Product: extensin-like
Exons: 1
Coding region: 1-360 (119 amino acids)
Source: RefSeq, a predicted model, not a curated record
AUGGCACAGCUUUGGCUUCUCUUGGUGUUUGCUCUGGCCACAAAUGUUGCAGCAAAUGUAGCUUAUUUUACCCCUUUCUCACCAUCUCCUUCACCAUCAACACCACCUCCUAUGACCAAUUUCUACAAAUCUCCACCACCACCUUCACAGACUAUACCACCUUCUCUUUCUCCAUCACCACCACCAUCACAUUCACCAUCUUACUAUGAGCCACAAAGUCCAUCACCAUCACAAACUCCUUCAUCCCCAUCACCUAUACCUCCAUAUAAUAAAUCACCAUUGUCACCAUCAUCACCACCUUCUUAUUACAAGAAUAUACCACGACCCUCGCCCUCUUCUUCAUCUCCUCCUCCUCCUUAG